AUUUCACAGGUGAUCGGUGCUGAAGAGUUAUGUUUCUCCGCUGCUUUGAUUCUGCCUGCUGUAAGCCACCAAACUGCUUCAUGGUUGAGAUUUUACGGGAAGGACUGCUAACGAAAUAGCUGCUAUGUCGCGUCACCGAUCAGUUCGCGGACUGAAUUAUGACGAAGAGUACGACGACUAUUACUGCGAUGCGUAUGGACACUCCGUGGAGGAUAGCGCAAAUUUUUGCGCUUCGCCUGGAUUUGAGCAGCAGUACAUGUUCGACCGUUCGAAAUCGACGGCUAUGGGUGACUACAUAGUUGGAACUAACCCAGAUGAGGAAGAUGAUGAUGAUGAUGAUAGUGAUGGGAAAGAUAAGGCUAUGUCGAGGCGUCGAUUGGAUUCCGUGCAUGUCGAAUUUCCAUCAAACUUGAGCCCCACAUCGGAAGCUCGUCUGAAGGAAUGUCUCGAAGUAUUGAGGGACAUUUCUGGCGAAUCAAUUCCCGAACCUUUUCUUCUUAACGCCGCUAUUGAGGCUAACUAUGAUUCAAAUAUCGCUCUCCAAAUUCUUCACGAUAAGCCGCGAAAUACAGAAGGACCGUCUAUUGACAUAGUUCGAGAAGGUAGUGAUGCUUCCUUGGAUGACCUGAAAGCGAAAUUGGAAACUAUUUGUCGUGAAGAUAAGUCAGCAAGGCCCAAGGUUCUAGACAAACUUGCUCCAUCAACGUCUCGAACUGCGUCGAGUUCGAAAUCUGGUUCUUCUUGCUCUACGCCUAGAAUGAUCAUUUCCCCGAGUCCAUCCUUGUCGAAACCAUCGCCUCGUGAAUCACAUAAGGCCAAAUUGGACCCCGUUGCGGAAUACGAAAAGGAACGCAAAUCCAGUCAAAAGCAGUGCCUGAAUAUGGUAGUAAUAGGACACGUGGAUGCGGGGAAGUCAACUUUGAUGGGACAUCUCUUGUUCAAGAUGGGACAAGUGAAUCAGAAGACUAUGCACAAGUACGAGCAAGAAAGCAAGAAGGUUGGGAAGCAGUCGUUCGCAUUUGCAUGGGUUUUGGACGAAACUGGUGAAGAACGCACCCGAGGGAUUACCAUGGAUGUUGGCCUUUCGAAGUUCGAGACGAAAACCAAAAGUGUAACUUUGUUGGACGCUCCUGGACACAAGGAUUUUAUACCAAACAUGAUAACUGGUGCAUCGCAAGCGGAUGUUGCUCUACUUGUAGUAGAUGCGACGAGAGGAGAGUUCGAAACAGGGUUCGAAAGCGGCGGCCAAACGCGAGAGCAUGCCUUGCUUGCGAGGUCUUUAGGUGUAUUGCAGAUGGGUGUGGUGGUAAACAAGCUGGAUAAUGAGGGGUGGUCCAAACAACGGUUCGAAGAGAUUUCGCAUAAAAUCUCCGCUUUUCUUACGAAGCAUGUUGGAUUGAGAGAUGCUGACGUCGUUUAUAUUCCAUGUUCCGGUCUGACCGGAGAGAAUCUAAUAUCACCACCGACGAACGAUGCAUUGAAAUCUUGGUACUCAGGCCCGUGUUUAGUGGAUGUCAUCGAAAAAUUCAGACCUCCAGAGAGGCCCGUUUCGAAACCUUUGAGAUUGUCAGUCACGGAUGUGUUCAAGGGAGUCUCGUCCCUUGUCAAUGUCAGCGGGAAAGUCGAAUGUGGGUUUGUUCAAGCGGGUGAGCGCCUUCUGAUAAUGCCUCAAGCUGAGCAAUGCAUUCUAAAAGCCGUGGCUUGCGAAAAUGCGUCAAGCGGAAUGACAGCUUUUGCGGGUGACCAAGUGGUGGCCUCAUUGGCCGGAAUAGAAGCUCAAAAUGUGUCCUUGGGAUCAGUUCUCUGUGAACCUCAAUGUCCUGUUCCUGUUGCGACGAGAUUUGUCGCACGUCUGGUGGUGUUCGGAAUCGAAAUACCGAUCACGCGCGGAUUUCCUGUGAUCUUCCAUCAGAACUCGAUGAGUGAGCAAGCUAUGGUGGUGAAAUUGAUCGCUUCCGUUCAUAGAUCAACCGGAGAGAUCUUGAAAAACAAACCCCGCUGUUUGCUAAAAAAUUCUAGUGCGCUCGUUGUUUUGGAAGUUGCACGCCCGAUUUGCAUCGAGUUAUACAAAGAUGUUAAAGAACUCGGUCGCUUUACCUUGCGUUGUAGCGGAGCUACGAUUGCUGCUGGGAUGAUCACCGAAAUUCUUUGACUUUCUUUCUGGAAUCUUGCAGUGUUUGAGGGCCGGGGAUUGAAGAACUUUGUCGUGAUAAAGGAAAGCGCUGGCUUUUCCCUGUGGAUUUCUGAAUAUUUUCUUCAUUUUCUUGGGAUUGGACCUUGAAAUGUUGCGGUGUCCGUAAAGUUUGCGUAUUAUGCCAA
Notodromas monacha is the source of this 2319-nucleotide messenger RNA. The record is from the annotation of a GenBank genome assembly. Lineage: Eukaryota; Metazoa; Arthropoda; Ostracoda; Podocopida; Cyprididae.